Cinara cedri is the source of this 4389-nucleotide messenger RNA. The record is from the annotation of a GenBank genome assembly. Lineage: Eukaryota; Metazoa; Arthropoda; Insecta; Hemiptera; Aphididae.
ACACGUAGGUACGUCCGGUCCGCGGCCCGUCGUCCGCAUUCGCGUUCCGAGUCGAAAGCACACGCGUUACCGUUGUCGUCGCCGCCGAUAAACGCGUGCCGUAUAGCCGUGCGUCCGCGGUAACGCAAUUUCGUCCCGGUUGUAAUUGUUAUAAAAUUGUCAUCGCGCGCUGCAGAACACGCGGAAAAACGGCGGAACCGUCGCGCAUUCGGAUUCUGUAUCCGCCGGCAACUAUGUCCGUUAGCGCCGUGCCGCGGUUACCGGCAUCGUCGCCGUCGCCGUCCUCGUCGUCGUCGUCACCGUCGCACAGCAGCAGCAGCAGCAGUCGCCAACAUUGACGGUACACGCGUAGUUUUCGUUCGACGCCACCGUUAUUUUCGAAGUGUUUUCGAACGGUUACAGGUAGAGGCAUAUUUCGUAUAAUAUUAUCAUACCGUACAAUAGAAACGAGCGACCGUAUUAAAAACAAACGCGCCAAUUAUGACAAUGCUAUCGUCCCAAAAACUGUUGUAUUCGGACACUGCGACCGCGGCGGCCGCGGCCGCGGCCGCAGCAGCCGCCGCCAACGCCAUGUACGGCGGAAACUCGUCGGCUACCGGCGGCGGCGGACCGUCUUCGACGCCGUCCCUGUGCUCGCCGCCUCCGCAUCAUCAGCAACAGCAACAGCAACAGCAGCAACAGCAACAGCAGCUCGUUUUCGGUAGCAGCGCGUCGGCCGCGGCCAACAUGCAACAGCAACUGUACGGCGGCAUGAACGCGUCCGCCGCCGCGGCCAUGUACGGCCUGAACGCUUCGGCCGCCGCCGUGGCCGCCGCGGCCGCGGCCGCCAGCGCCGGGGGAGAUCCGACCGGAGCCGCCAACGCCGCCGCCUUGCAGCGGGUCCGCGCCGACAAGACGUACCGCCGAAAUUACACGCACGCCAAACCGCCGUACUCGUACAUAUCGCUCAUCACGAUGGCCAUACAAAACUCGCCCGUCAAAAUGCUCACGCUCUCCGAGAUUUAUCAGUUCAUAAUGGACCUGUUUCCGUUCUACCGGCAAAACCAACAGCGGUGGCAAAACUCGAUCAGACACUCGCUAUCGUUCAACGACUGUUUCGUCAAAGUGCCCCGCACGCCCGACAAACCGGGUAAGGGCUCGUUUUGGACUCUGCACCCGGACUCGGGCAACAUGUUCGAGAACGGUUGUUAUCUGCGCCGGCAAAAGCGUUUUAAAGACGACAAAAAAGACGUCGCGUCGAUCCGGCAACACGGCGAUGGCGGUCAUCAUCAUCAGCACCACGGCGGCCAGAACCAUUCGAAGAGUUCGUCGCCCAUGUUGCACGGAGGCGGUGGAGGCGGCAGCCAACACCAGCUCACCGGUCAACACCAGUUCGGUAGCCAUCACCACCAGCAGCAUCACUUGGACAUGGUUCUAGACAAAAAAACGUCGUCGUCGGUGCCACCGUCGUCGGCGUCGUCUUCAUCCGUACUCGCCGCGGCGGCCGUGGACCAUCACCAUCAUCUCUUACAGCUCCAACACCACCACAACCAGAAGCUGAGCGCGAGCGGCGGAGGGCUCAUGUCAUCGGCCGCGGUCGCCGAUUUAGGAUUCAGCGGCGCCAUGCACCAGCAACAUCAACAGCACCAACAGCAACAGCAACACGGUAAACACCACGUGUUGUUGCACCACCAUCACACGCACGAACACCAAAACAAUCACAACAACGGAAACCAUCACGACAGUGAUCACGAUCACGUGCACCAUAUGCAUCACCACAUGCAACAGCACGGGGCCGGCGACGACGACUCGUCGUCUUCCAUGUUGGUGGGUUCGCUGUUGCAACACCAUACGCAACAACAACACCAACAGCAGCCCCAUCACCAGCAGCAACAGCACCACCAGCAACACAGUCCGGUAGACAUUUACACCGUGGCCGCGGCCGCGGCGCACCACAACCAUCAACAGCAACAACAGCACCAUCAGCAGCAACACCACAGCCAUCAACAGCAACUCCAACUGCAGCAACACUUGAAAUCUUCGGCGGCAGCGGCCGCGGCCGCGGCCGCCGCCGAAUUCGCCGCGUCCAACCAUCCGUUCUCCAUAACGCGGCUGUUACCUCCGCCGCCGGCCGCGUCCGUCACGGCCGCGGACAAACCCUCGCCGUCGGCCGCGGCCACCGCCUCGUCCACGUCCGCCGCGUCCGCCGCCGAGAAAAUGUACGAGAUGGCGGCCGCCUCGCAGUACGGCACCACGGCCGGAUACAACGACUACUAUCAUCCGCACGCUCACCCGCACCAUCCGCAUCACCACGGACACCCGCAUCACCAGCAGGCCCUAUACCACGCGGCCGCGGCCGCAGCCGCUGUCGCCACCGCCGCCGCAGCGUCCGGCGGGCCGCAUUCAACAGGGUCGUCCGUGUCGACCGCCGCCGCCGCCGGGUCGUCGUCACCUUUGUGACAUCACCACCAUCAUCAACAGCACCACCAGCACCAAUACCCGCCGCUCGUUUGAAAACGGCUCGCGGGACCGCCGGUGAACGCGAUGCAAUAACGCACACAAAACACACACAGACACACCAGACACACACACACACACACACACACACCCAGAGCUGAAACGCUGCUUUUCGGGCGGUAUAUAUUAUAUAUUAUUAUUAUUAUUAUUAUCUAUUAUUAUUUCAAUUAUAACUAUAUUAUAUCUAUCUAUUAUAAUAAUUAUAUUGAUAUUAUUCGGGUCGCUUAUGCGCAUGCGUAACGAAUGUGUAAUAAUUUUUUUUUUUUUGUUGUUUUUCAAGUAAUCUCUCGAGUACCUAUAUAUAUAUAUAUAUAUAUAUUAUAUUUAGGUACCGUCAUAUACCUAUAUAUUAUUAUACUUACGUGUUUGAUAUCGUAAUUUUUCGUUUUAGACUUAUAUUUACUAUUAUUAUUAUUAUUAUUAUUAUUAUUAUUAUUAUUAUUUUUAUAUACGUGUGUGUGAUGAUUUACAGGUAUAUAUUAUUAUAUUUAUACGAUAUACGAUGGUGAUAAUAAUAAUAAUAAUAAUAAUAAUAAUAAUAAUAAUAAUAUAUAACGAUAUAGUAAUGUGAUGUACGCGUUAAAAAAAAAAAAAAAAAAAUAGAAAAAAAAAAAAAAAAAAAAAAAAAAAAAAAAAAAAAAAAAAAUAAAAAAAAAAAUACAAAACGACUUUUGUACAAUUAAAUAUAUAUAAUAUAAUAUUAUUCGUGUAUAUAUGCAUAUUAUAUAUAUAUAUAAAUAGUUGUUUUAUUUUAAUUUUUAAUUUGAUUUAUUAAAAACGUACAAUUUGUUACAAUUAUUGUUAACAAUAACCUAUACGUGUAUAUCGUAAUAUAAUAAUAAUAACGCGACGCGCGAUGUGAACAACACGAGUGUUACGCGACUGUCCCGUAAGUAUAUUUAUAUACAUUAUAACAUAAUAUAAUUAUAUUACGAUUGAAUAUAAUUAUAUCAUAUUAUAAUUGUUUCGCGUUUUUUCUCGCCCCUAAAUAUCCACUCUCCUCGUGCAUUAUUUUUUACGCGUUUAUAUGUUGUACAGCUGGCAUAUGUUUAUGUGUUUAUUACAUUUGUAUAACAUUGUAAUUAUGACAAAUCGACGAUGUACACAAUAUAUAAACGCGUAUAUUUUAUUAUUUAUUUAUUUAAUGUUUAUAUGUACCUAAAAACGCGUAGCGGUCUUGUUAAUUAUCAAUGACACAAUAUAAAAUAAUACGAAUCCCGUAACUGUUCAUAUUGUACGCGCAGUGUAAUGCGACUAUAUAAUAAUACAUUUGUGAUGUGACUAUACCUAUAUAUAUAUAUAUACCUAUAUAUACCUAUAUAUACCUAUAUACCUAUAUAUAUAUAUAUAUUACGACCGUCAACGCCGCCGUUGUAAAAUAUUAUUCGUCGGUAAAUAAUAAAUAUUAUUAUCCAUUGUGUAGUGGUCUAAUAAAAAAUAAACUAUAUAUUUCUAGUAUAAAUAUAUCGUAUAUUUAUACUAUAAAAAUAAGUUCUUCGUAAUAAAAUGUAAUGCACAACAAUAACGAUCGUAUUGUGUUUAAAAAUAUAUUUAUUUUUUUUUUUUUUUCUUUUUCGUAACAACGCCGCCGCCGGAAAAGUAAUUAUUAAUGUAUACUUUGUAUUUUUUUUUCCAAAUCGUUUUUCGCCGAUGUAUAAUAUCAUCAUCGUUAUUAAUUUUUGUGACUCGCAUCGUCACGGCCGUAUCCUAUAUAUAUAUAUAUAUAUAUAUAUACAUAUGUAUACACACACACACACACACGUACACACACACACAUCAUAAUUCGCGCGUGUAUAUAAAACAAUAUCUUUUAUUUAUUAUUAUUAUUAUUAUUAUUAUUAUUAUUAUUUUUAUUAUUAUUAUUAUUAUUACGUUUUUAUUAUACAUAACGAU